Messenger RNA from Bufo bufo (common toad), 4407 nucleotides. It is a transcript of the gene MASP1, whose product is annotated as MBL associated serine protease 1. Gene Ontology annotation, molecular function: calcium ion binding; serine-type endopeptidase activity. The coding region runs from base 137 to 2290 and encodes 717 amino acids. The transcript is spliced from 11 exons. Gene Ontology annotation, biological process: complement activation; zymogen activation. Lineage: Eukaryota; Metazoa; Chordata; Amphibia; Anura; Bufonidae. The record is from RefSeq and is a predicted model, not a curated record. Gene Ontology annotation, cellular component: blood microparticle; extracellular region.
AUAGCAGCACUCAUUUCCAGGCAAACAACACAGAAGCCGCACAACAAAGCUAGACCCAAGCAGAGCAGCAAUUGGGACCAGGCACACACACAUACACAAAGGAGAUACAAGGCAGAGAACCGCACAGCCUGCCAACAUGAGGUUUCUUCUUGUUUUCACUCCUUUUCUGUGGUUGCUCUGUAAAGGAGAUGUCAUUGUGCUCACGGAGAUGUAUGGUGAGAUCAGAACACCGAGUUUUCCAGAUUCAUAUCCCAGUGAAACAGAGCUGACCUGGAAUAUUACUGUACCAGAGGGAUUCAGGAUUAAGCUGUACUUCAUUCAUUUCGAUUUGGAGCCCUCGUACCUAUGCGAGUAUGAUUAUGCCAAGGUGGAAACUGAUGAACAAAUAUUGUCUGUUUUCUGUGGAAGGGAAAGUACUGAUACUGAGCAAACUCCAGGACAGCAGGUUAUUGUGUCACCUGGGAACUUCCUGAGCCUUACCUUCAGGUCUGACUUUUCCAAUGAAGAACGUUAUACAGGCUUUGAUGCUCAUUAUAGUGCAGUUGAUGUCGAUGAGUGUGCAGAGCGAAACGAUGAAGACAUGGUCUGCGACCAUCAUUGUCAUAACUAUAUUGGUGGAUUCUACUGCUCAUGCAGAUUUGGUUACCUUCUUCACUCAGAUAACAGGACAUGCAAAGUGGAAUGCAGUGAUAAUUUGUACACUCAGAGGAGUGGAAUCAUUUCCAGUGCGGAUUUUCCAAGCCCAUAUCCGAAGAGCUCUGACUGUCUGUACAGAAUUGAGCUGGAGGAAGGAUUUGUCAUUAAUCUUCAGUUUGAUGACAACUUUGAUAUUGAGGACCACCCAGAAGUAUCAUGUCCAUAUGAUUACUUAAAGAUCAAAGCUGGAAGAAAGGAAUUUGGUCCAAUAUGUGGAGAGAAAUCACCAGGAAGAAUAGAAACAGAAAGUAACAGUGUUCAGAUCCUAUUUCAUAGUGAUAAUUCUGGGGAGAAUGGAGGAUGGAGACUGUCUUAUACUGUCACAGGAGUUCCUUGUCCUGACCUACGGCCACCCACAAAUGGGAAAAUUGAACCUUCUCAAUCAGAAUACACCUUCAAAGACCAAGCAGUUAUCACCUGUAACCCUGGAUAUCGAAUUAUAAAGGACAGUGUGGAAAUUGAAAGUUUCCAGCUUGAGUGCAGGAAAGAUGGGACAUGGAGUAAUGAGGUUCCAAGAUGUCAAAUUGUUGACUGUAAUUUGCCGAAAGAACUUGAGAGUGGAUAUGUGACUUUCUCGACACCAGAAAACACCACCACCUAUCAGUCGACUGUCACAUAUUUAUGCAAAGAACCUUACUACUCUAUGGUACCAAACAUUACUGCUGGAUACACCUGCAACGCAAAUGGAGUGUGGAUAAAUUCUGAGAUAGGAGAUAAACUUCCAGUGUGCCAGCCAGUUUGCGGAAGGCCUACACAACCCCUCCCAGGAAUAGUGAAACGUAUCAUUGGUGGACGUAAUGCAGAACCUGGAUAUUUUCCUUGGCAGGUUCUAAUUGUGGUCGAAGACAUGUCCCGAGUUCCUGAAAACAAGUGGUUUGGCAGUGGAGCAUUGCUGUCUGACUACUGGGUGCUAACUGCAGCUCAUGUAUUGAAAUCUCAACGACGUGAUAACACUGUAAUUCCGGUGUCAAAGGAUCAUGUCACUAUCUAUUUAGGGUUACACGAUGUGAAAAAUAAAGAUAAUGCUAUUACCAGAACAAUAGAGAAGAUAGUACUACAUGAAUCCUUUGACCCACAGAUUUAUAACCAUGAUAUAGCACUGGUAAAAUUGAAAGAAAGGGUAGUAAUGAACCAAUUCAUAAUGCCAAUAUGUCUACCAGAGCUGGAUCAUGAGUUGGAAGGUCCUCAGCCCAAUACUCUUGGUCUUGUAGCUGGUUGGGGUAUCUCUAAUCCUAAUAAUACCAUAGAUGAAGUCAUUAGCUCUGGCAUGAGAACAUCUUCCGAUGUGCUCCAAUAUGUGAAACUCCCAGUAGUCCUUCAUGCUGAGUGUAAGGAGAGCUAUGAGUCCCGCUCUGGGAAUUAUAGUGUAACGGAAAAUAUGUUUUGUGCAGGAUAUUAUGAAGGUGGGAAGGACACCUGCCUGGGAGAUAGUGGGGGUGCCUUCAUAAUUCAAGACUCUGACUCAAAGAGGUGGGUGGCACAAGGGCUAGUAUCAUGGGGAGGACCUGAAGAAUGUGGAAGCAAACAAGUUUAUGGUGUAUAUACCAAAGUGUCAAAUUAUGUGAACUGGUUGGAUAAUCAGCUCAAUUCAUAAAGAGCGUGUUAUUUUGGAACUAAUGGGAAGGGAAUAUUAAAGGGAUCAUGUCAUCACAUUUGCCAUAUGCAACUAAUAAUAUAGUGCCGAGGUUGACACCAUAGCAAAAUUAUUGCUUUGUCUUUUAAAGCUCUCAGCCUUGGCAUCUUGAUGUAAUUCCACUUUGAAAGUGUGCCUUUCCAUAUGUAAAUGUGGGUCAUAGAGUCAUCUGGGUGUCUUCUUACAUUGCCUGAGUCACAGAGUCACCGCCACAAAUUUCACUGUGAUUGACAGCCCCUGAUAUUCCGGCACGCCUGAAAUCUUGUGCGUGCGCCAUAGAUACCUUUUCCCUUCUCCUCUAAUGGUAAGAGUAAGCUGACAUGCAUACUGAAUACCAGAGGAGAAUCAGAGAAGAAGGGAACAAGUAUUUAUGGCACACACACAAGAUUUCAGACACACCGGGGUGUCAGAGGGAUGUCAGUCACAGUGAGAUAGGCUGGCUAGCAGCGGUGACUCAGGGCAGUUCAAGAAGACACCCCAAUGACUACAGCACCAUAUCAUUAGUUGCAUAUGGCAAUGGCAUAUGUGAUGACAGGAUCCCUUUAAAAGUUAGUGAUGUAUGUUUAAUUCUAGAAGACUUCUAAACCACUUAAAAACAAUUGCCAUCCCAUGAUAAAAUGCCACUUUAUUUUGGCACAGCACACUGUUUACAGUUACUCAAGUAUCAGUUAGGGUUCUUAACAUUAAAGGAGUUCUCUGGACCUGUGCCUUAAAAGCUUUUCUUGGCUAACCUGUGUAGCAGUACUUACCCUUCUGUCACUCCAACGAUUCCACGAUCCCGGCUGGGAACACGUGACUGCGACUGGUUGUGGGUUUUUCUUCUGUUGUUGCAAACAGAUGUGCUCCUCUUUCUUCCUGUUGAGCUACUUCUACAUUAGGCAGAUGAAAAUAGAGGAGCACAUCCAAUCACAACAUCAGAGAAUCUCAGAACAGGCAGAGCGACGGAAGGAUAAAGUACUACUCAAAGUAUGUUCUGUCCACAGUUUAGCAGAAAGAGGAUUUUUAGGCACAGGACCAGAGAACCCCUUUAAUGGGUUCUGCUGAGCCUUUGGCUAAAUUCUAGCUUUCAUACAACCUGUUAAAGGAAGAUUAUUUCACCACUACUUACCCUUCCAUCGCAUCUCCGAUUCCACAAUCUGGGCUGUGCUCUUGUGGCCUCCUGGCUGGCUGCAGGCUAUUCCACUGAUAUCUCAACUGGAUUUGUAUAUCUGGGCAAGACAUCAGCAGAAGAACCCACAGUCAGUUAGGAGGACAUGAGAGCACAGUCCAGAUUGUAGUAUCUGCAGUGUGACUGAACAGUAAAUAGUAGUGAAAUGAUCUUCCUUCCACAGGUUGUAUGCAAGUUAAAAUUCAAUCAAAGCCCCAGAGAACCAAUUUAAUACUUAAAGUGGUUUAGACUGAUUUUUUUCUGAAAAUUAAAUACGCUGUAUAGACACUAAUAGAAAUGAACAAAAGUAUCCAAAAGUAAAACUUCAACUGCCUAAUCUUCAACUCCCCCCAACAUCUGCAGUCAGGGGUAGAGCCUUGGGUAGCUCCUGUACACAUUAGAUGGUUGGUCAGUCUCAUCAAAAUUAGGGGGGUCAGUUGAUAUACAUGUGAAGUGUAUGGCCAAUUGUAGUGUGGGAGCAGUUAGGGGAAUUGAAGGUGAGUACAUAUUUUUGCUACUUUAACAAAAAAUCUGCAUAUUCAAUAGGUCUGAAAACUUUAAGACACUCCAAACGUUUAUGAAAAUCAAUUCCAGUUGACAAUGACCGACAGACCUCACACUGCAAAUGAGAUGAGUUUGAAAAAAGAGAAGUGUUUUAUGUACUGUAAUUUAUUUAUAUUGGCUAACAGAAUUGCUGUUUUUAUAGAUGGAAAAUCUGUUACACUGACAAAAAGCCAUGAGACAUGCUUUAAAUAUUUCUUUAGGUUGGAUUUCCAUGAGGCGGCUUUGAUGUGUCAGCCACAUCCCUAUCCACCCAUGGCAGCUAAUGGCAGCACAAAUUUAAAUAUAAUAUCCCGCAAAUUCAUAUAGCAAAUUGCGGGUGGGGUUGUGGACACCAUGUGGAAAUCAGCCUAGUGGCAUUUCUUAUUUA